UGGGGUGUCACGAACCGUAUUCUACAUUAUUUAUUUAUUCCGCUCUCGUAGUCGAGGAGAAAGAAAACGAGAGAUGCGGGAAUAAAGAAAGAGAUCUAAUUCCCCAGCCAAAGGAAGGAGAACCCGCGAAGAAUCGAGUGCAUGGCGGGGUUCUCCUCUUCCUCCUCCUAAAUCUUCCCCUUUCCUCCUCUUCUCUUCCAAGUCUCUCACUCUCUAUCGAUGAAGCCCUAGAUUUCUUCAGAAUUAGGUUUUGGUCGGUAGGAAUUUGGUACUGUGAGGGGUAGGAUUUGGGAUGGGGGCCUGGGUGUCGAGUAUGGAUGGGAGAGAGCGGCCGACUGGACUGGGGGACUUGCCGGAGAGCUGCGUGGCGGAGGUGCUGGUCCGACUUGAUCCGCCGGAGAUUGGGCGGUUCGCACGGCUCAGCCGCACGUUCCGGGCGGCGGCGUCGGCUGAUUUCGUGUGGGAAGCAAAGCUGCCUGCUAAUUAUAGGUAUUUGAUGGAGAAGGCGCCGGGGGAGGAGAGUUCCAAGCAUGGGUUUGGCCCAAGAGAGAUAUUUGCGAAGCUCUGUCGGCCGAAUCGCUUUGAUGCGGACACCAAGGAAUUCUGGCUGGAGAAGUACACAGGUGGGUUCUGCAUGUUGAUCUCAUCAAAGGCGUUAACAAUUACAGGGAUCAAUGACCAGAGAUAUUGGAACUAUAUCCCUACCAAUGAAUCUAGCAUCGAAUUUGUUGCUGUAUAUCAGUAUUCAUGGAUCGACAUACGGCAAAUUAUAUGGUUCUUAAUAGUCAUAUGUGGCACCUGAAGACAUUCAUUGGACUGUUUUUGUUGUUUAGAUUCUUGUGGUCAUAUAUCUCUAUGCUCUAUUUUGUCACAAGCUUCAGUUUCCUAUUUUUUUCAAACCCCUAUAUUGUUGGGGGCUUCUACAUAUGUUUUUAUUCUCGUUCACAGAACUCUUUAUUGUUGCAUAAUCAUUAUUAGCAACUUUUUGGCUUAACUAUGACAUAUUCUGGCUUCCUUUUUCGGAGGUCAGUUAGUUGCUGGUCACCUAGUAUCUGGUUAUAUAGUAAGGAGCCACUUACUGUCUGCUCACCUCCCUACUUGCGUAGGAGAGUCAUAUCUCAAGCUUUUGUUUUUCGUGUAUUUCCUUCCUUUUCUUUUUUGUUUUUGUGAUCAUUUUUCUUUUUUUCCCCUUCUCACUCCAUGUUAUCACACUUGCUUUUGAAAAAGCUCUACAAUGUCCAGACUUUAAUGCAUGCUUCUGUAUUGAUCUGAUUAAUAUUGUUUUUUUUGGUCCUAUUCUCAUCUCUAUCCUUUAUCUUGCAGCAGAUCCAUAGUCUCAUCAGGUUUCUUUGGAUUUUGUCUAAUGCCCUUUUUUGCCCUCCCCAUAUUUUAUUUUUGGUUUCUGUCUCUAUAGUGUGUGGGUUUUCUUGUGUUGAGAUUUUUAAUUAUUAAGUAGGUUUUUGACUACAUCGUGAGUGCCCAAUUGGAUCAACUCUUCUUCCUACAUACACUAGCAGGACAUGAGUAGCAAUUCAUCUAGUAUGAGUUUCCUUGCUUUACAUUUUUUUCCUGGUCCUCUGAAAUAUUGGGGAUCCAGGGAAAAGAUUCAUUUGCAUCGUUGAAGAUAAGUAAAGUAGGUUCUGUUUCUAUAUCUUGAUAUUUCAAUUCUGU
Messenger RNA from Elaeis guineensis (African oil palm), 1671 nucleotides. Its product is annotated as F-box protein PP2-A13. Lineage: Eukaryota; Viridiplantae; Streptophyta; Magnoliopsida; Arecales; Arecaceae. Gene Ontology annotation, molecular function: protein binding. The record is from RefSeq and is a predicted model, not a curated record.